ACCAGUAUGGCUAUAGCAACAUUCCAUGUUGUAACAGGGAUUAGGUGCAUAUACAAACACAAACGAUUACAUAAAGUACGACCUUACAGUAUAAAGAACUAGGACUAUUUUAAAUUAUAUUAUUCAAUUAUGUUAUGAAGCGCUAUUAGUGACACUGCACCAGUCCAGCACGGAAUUUCACCUCGACAGAAACAAGGGUUGUAAUUCUCUAGUUCCGCCAAUGAAAAACAGCCAAUGCAGUCGCCCUGUACAGCCAAUAUUCAACAUCGAUCAGUGAUCAACCGUGCGGCUGCAAUAUCGCAUGUAGUCUGUACUGUUGACGCUUAGCAUAGCCUGCAUCAGCAUUAAUCGACGUCACGGCGUUUUUACAGAAGAUAUGAGCAGAAUGUGGGUGUGCUGAUAUAGCGUGGCAGCAAGCUCACCUGUUUAUGUUGUGGUGGUGGUGGUGAUGGAGAAUGUAGAGGAGCCUUCAUCACUCCGGAUCACUCCUACCGUCCGGGCGCUCAGCUCUGCACUGAAAGGGACGCGUGAAACCGUCUCCCAUUCCAGCCGGCAAAACGGUGACAGGCUAUUCCCUGACCCGGAGAAGCUUUGGUUCAAAGAGAGCAGCGCCAAAAAUCUGCGAAACAGGGACUUCUUGUCACCGACUACGAUACUUAACACGCUGUAUGCGGACGGACAGGUCCCUCCAGCAGUGAUGUCCAGGGUCCUGUCCCUCCGUGGCAGUGGGGUUCUCCCUGUAGCCAGUGGGGAAGUGAUGGGUGAAGGUCUGAGGGUCAGAGUGGACCGUGCUGCAGCCUUCAGGGCUGUCCUGGCAGGCGGAGCCACAGAGUACCUGAAGCCCUCAAGUAAGAAACAGGGGUGCGUGGUCCUCAACUGCCCUGCGCUGCACCCUAAACCCAAUACACCCGCUCCUGAUGCGCUGACUCUGGGCCAGCUAAGGACUGUUCUGGUGGCUGACCACAUGGGUGCACUGUUGAGAAGACAGGGGUUUGCAGUGUUCUUUUGUCCCACGGUUCCUGAAGACAGUGACAUCAUCGCCUUUCUCCGGGCUCUGGGAAUUGACUGGCCUACAGCUCCAGCCAACUGGACGAACGAGGAGCGGGAGGAAAAGAUCCAGGAGGCCCUGGAGAACUCACCGUACAGGGAAAGGGAAACAGAGAGAGGCAGGAGAACCAGCGGAGGGGGGGUGAGGAAGGCGGAGGAGGGGGAGAAGGAGGGAGUGCUAAGAGUCAACCUGAAACGAGUGUUCCUGGAGGAAGGGCUUCAGGGAUACGAUCCUAGUCUUGGUACCUGCACAGUACACAGAGACAGUGUUUCCCACCUGGCACAACUGGACCUAGCCACAGCCGACUGCACAGUAGCCAUAGUGACAGCGUUACAUGUGACUUCCUGUCAGGAUGAGUUUCGCCAGCAGCAGAUUGCAAUGCUGUGGAGAGCCAGUGGAGCGACACACACACAGAGACAUCUGGUGUGUGGGCCCGUGAAGACGCCUGGUUCCCACCUCACCGCUGCACAGUACCUGCAGCUGAGAAGAGGUCAGAUGAAGGAGGCCUCAGAGAUGAAGUAUGGAGAUCAAGUAGAAGGUCAGACGUGGGAUGACAUCAUCAGGGUCAUGACCUCUGCCACUGUCAGAUUUGAGCUGCUGUCUACAGUGCACACCAGUCCUGUGACACUGGACGUCCAGAGAGAGGGGGGCGUGUCCACCAAAGGGCCGAGAGGAGGGGUUUUUGUGAUGUAUAACUGCGCCAGACUGCACACUCUGUUUGACAGCUAUGAAAGAGGAGUGGAGAAAGGUCUGUACCCAGAAAUCCCUGAAGGCUCCCAGCUGGACUUCUCUGCUCUGAAAGAAGAGGGCGAGUGGCUUCUGUUGUUCAAUUACCUCAUUCCAUUCUCGGAGCUGCUGGACCAAUCAGGACAAGCGUUAGAGAGUGAAGGAGGAGGAGCCAGAGUCAGUAUUAAGACAGAACAGAUCUGUAAAUUUCUCGUGUCUCUCAGUAAAGAUUUCAGCUCCUACUACAACAGAGUCCAUGUGCUGGGGGAGCCGUUGCCUCAUCUCUUUAACCAGAUGUUUUGUCGUCUGUGUCUGCUGAGAGCACUGAGAGAGCUCUACCACAGUGCUCUGGACACCCUUACCCUUCCCCCCAUCAGGCAACUAUAGCCUCAUCACAAUUCAAUCCUCCUCAGAUCCUUGUUAGCCUUACCAUCACCCACCCAGCUCAUACACACAAACUGACUUAUGUUAUGCAAUCAUAUACACUUGGCUUGAAAAUUAAAUGUAUCCCACUGACAUAUUUUUACCUGUUCCCUCUUUUUGGCAGUGUUACAGUAGUCUGGCUGUUACAGUCUGUUAUUAGAUACUGUGUUACUAGCCUGUUGUGAGUGACUCCUGUAGCUUGACAUUCAGUUAUUGAAUAUUUUAAAGAUGUCAUUACCCAACAAUCAUGUAAUGCGAUGUCAGUAAACUCGACUUGAUCUGAGUGGAAUUAUUUUCCAGGAGAACUAUUUGUAUAUUGUUAAAGAAACAGUUUGACAUUUUGGGAAGUAGGAUUAUUUACUGUUUUACCAAGAGUUGGAUGAGAAGGUCGAUACCAGCCUUGUAUCUGAACAGUAGGCUUGGCUUACUUUACCAUAAAGGCUGGAGGCAGGUAAACAGCUACUGUAGCCCGGCUCUGUCCAAAGGUGGAAAAAGCUGCUGCCGACUCCUCUAAAGCUCACAAAUUAACAUGUUAUAAUUUAGAUUUCUUGGCUGGGACCAGUUGCCUGUAGACUCCAAGAAGUUCACUGGUCCCAGUCAAGAAAUGGUCCUACACAUAACCUCUCUUACAAAACUGAACUGUUGUAUUUGCACUUUGUUUAAUCCAUACAAAAACCAAACAAGAAUCAAUGUCUUAUCUACUAAUCUGUAGAGUUGCUGGUAGGCAGACUUUCUUCUUGGGGCAGAGCCAUGCUAACUGUUUACCCUUGCUUCCAGUCUUUAUGAUAAACUAAGUUAAGCAGACAUGAGAGUGGAAUCAGUCUAAUAUCUAUCUUAUAUUUCCCACAGUGUCAAAUUACUCCUUUAACUUAGGAUUAGUUGCUACAUAUAGGUGACGAUUUCCCUCCAGGCAACAUAAUUUUAACAGCCAAAUGGGGCAAAUCAGCAGUGUUUUGUUUAAAUUAACCCCUAAAACUCAACCAUAUACCAGAGAUACUAUGAUUUUGGUGCCCCCUCACGCUCCACCCCUGUGCCCGUUUUUUGAUUAGACUUUGUAGGUGUGCUGAAGCACUACAAAUAUGGCAAAUUUGAAACAUUAGCCUAGAUGUACUAUCUAAACUCUACAAAGACUUGUACAGCUCUUUAAACUGCCUAUUAUGUACCCCUCACCACCACCACCACCACUCACACUCUAAAUUUUUCUCCAAAGGCUCUGAAUGGCGAUAGCGUUUUAAGGUGUCUGAAGUAAGCAAGAGUCAAGGGUCCAUUAACACAAUUUCUGGAUUUUAUUAUCAAAUAUCAAGGUCUUGUGUUUCAUAAUGAGGAAAUGUGUCACCAAGUGCAGCAGUGUGUUUCACUGAUUUGUUUUUAAUUGCUUCUGAACAACAAUGGAGGACUAGGGCACAGACGAAUAAGCUAAUCCAGGGCUAACCAUUGACUGUAUAGGGGCUGACACAUUGACAGUCAUUAACAGCGAGUAGAGGCAAUUCAUUGUUUGUUUUAGUCUCAGUGUGGGGAUCAACAGUAUUGUGGGUAUACUGUUAAAAUAGAAAAUGACUGGCCAUAUCCGUUAAAUACCAUGUAUAGAUCAGUGCCAAUAUUUUUGUUUUAAAACACCUGUACAGAAUAUAUAUUAUACAUAAUGAAUCUUAAUUGCUUUAUUCAGAGUUAUUAUUGCUUGACAAAUCACUAAUGUUCAGCGUCACACAACAUGUACCACAUGUAAUAGGUGUGACAAAAAUAGUACAUAGCAGCAUUUAGGGCACUGUGCCAAAUGUUAAGAAAUGCAUGAAAUGGCAUGGAAUGAAUAUUUUAUAUAUACAUAUAUACUAUCUAUAUCCGGGGCUGAGCCCGGGCCGACCUGGGGCCUUUCUGUGUGGAGAUUGCAUGUUCUCCCUGUG
Monopterus albus (swamp eel) is the source of this 4098-nucleotide messenger RNA. RefSeq names its product DALR anticodon binding domain containing 3 (gene dalrd3). Gene Ontology annotation, biological process: arginyl-tRNA aminoacylation; tRNA C3-cytosine methylation. Gene Ontology annotation, molecular function: arginine-tRNA ligase activity; ATP binding; tRNA binding. The record is from RefSeq and is a predicted model, not a curated record. Lineage: Eukaryota; Metazoa; Chordata; Actinopteri; Synbranchiformes; Synbranchidae. The coding region runs from base 449 to 2161 and encodes 570 amino acids. The transcript has 13 exons.